Coregonus clupeaformis (lake whitefish) is the source of this 5258-nucleotide messenger RNA. Its product is annotated as suppressor of cytokine signaling 6-like. The record is from RefSeq and is a predicted model, not a curated record. Lineage: Eukaryota; Metazoa; Chordata; Actinopteri; Salmoniformes; Salmonidae. Gene Ontology annotation, biological process: intracellular signal transduction; phosphatidylinositol phosphate biosynthetic process; regulation of growth. Bases 559 to 2235 code for a protein of 558 amino acids. Gene Ontology annotation, molecular function: 1-phosphatidylinositol-3-kinase regulator activity. The transcript has 3 exons. Gene Ontology annotation, cellular component: phosphatidylinositol 3-kinase complex.
UUAUCAGCUUGCUCUCUCCCACAAUUCAACAGGCAACAGAGGGAGAGAGGAAGAGGCCGACAGAAAGUAUUGAAAUAUUACAAUACAACAUAAACAGACAAAGUUAAAAAACGAGGAACCAUUACAACAGACUUUUGUUUUGUUUUUCUAGCUAGCGAGAUACAGUUGCUUCCACGAAAUGUUUUUGACUGCAAAGCUAGCUUGCUAGCUAGCCGACUGGCUAAGCUAAGUAGCUAGCAAGUUAGUUCAGCUCGGUUCCGGAUUAAAAUAGUUAGCUACAUUUUCAGAUUUCGGAAAAACCCCAAUUAAAGUGUACAUUACCACGUAUGCAGAUGGUCAUCUAACGAAGACAAGGGAAAGCUGAUGGAACAUUAGUCCAACUGAGUCACCGAUAGUCAUGCAAUGGGGAUGAGCGCUCUGCAGUGUGUACGACCAGCUGUCUCCAGCCUGAUGGGAGGACUCUGUGGAUAGCAGCACCUUCUUCAGGACUCCAGGAGGAGAGUAGCCGUCCCAUUUCCAUGCCCAGCUCCCCGCCCCUGCCAAGGAGGGCCAUUCAGAAUGAAGAAAAUCAGCCUUAAGACCAUCCGCAAGUCUCUCAACAUCAAGGUCAAGGAGGAAAAUGGGGGGGACUUUGUCACGCUCCAGCAGCCGUCGCUAGCGGCCGACUUCUCCAAGGAGGACUCGCUCUUCGGGGGCUGCUACACUAAAGAUCUUGCGGGCUGCAACCUGGGAAUUGGUGAUGUGGGAGAGGAGAAGGCGGGACACAACAAGGGCCGGUCUAAGAGCGAGAGCCUGAUGGGUUCUCUGAAGAGGAGGCUGUCGGCCAAACAGAAGGCCAAGUUCAAAGGUGGCUUGACGGCCAUGGGGUCGGCUGAUGAUGAUGAUGAUGACACCUUCUCCUCCUCCUCAGUCCCCAUCAGCUUCAACGAGGUCAAGGCCCAGCGGCCGUUACGAUCAGCGUCGCUCCGUAGCCACCAUUACAGCCCGUCUCCCUGGCCCCUGCGGCCUGUCGCCUCAGACGAGGCCUGCAUCAAAAUGGAGGUGAAGGUUAAAGCCAUGGUCCAUUCCCCCAGCCCCAACCUGAACGGCGUGCGGAAGGAGUUCCACCACCAUGACUUUCAGAUGGAGGACAUCUUCCAGGAGCAGGCAGAGUCCCUGAAGAACCUCCAGCAGCCCCAGAACGGAGACCAGCUGCACCUGAACACUGACAAACACGUGCCUGUAGUCCUGGGCCUCACGCCGCAGGACUACAUCCAGUACACCAUGCCUUUAGAUGAGGGAAUGUACCCAGAGGGGUCCCACUCUGUCUCCCACUCCUUCUGCCUGGACAGGUCCUCGCCCAUGGAGGUGGUGACGGAGGCGGACAGUAGCUCCCUCCACCUCCACGCUGACCACCAGAGUCAGGAGGAUCUGGUGGGUCUGAACCUGAACCUCCCAGCGGACCUCUUCAUGGAGUCACAGUCUGUGAACGGCCUCUUCAUCGGCUGUAACGGUGUGAUGCUCCAGAGCUGCAGGGACAGGGUCUACCCUCAACAACACCCACCUCCUCCCCCGCGCUCCCCUCUCCUGCCCGCGCUACCCAGCAGCGACAUCCCCAGGACUUACUCCAGGUUCAGCGGGGCAGACAGCCAUGUGGCGGCACGGGUGAGGCACCACCUGAACUUUGACCCCAACUCUGCUCCGGGGGUGAGCUGGGUGUUUGACUCAGUCCAGAGCAGUGGGCCCAUGGUGGUGACCAGCCUGACUAAGGAGCUGAAGAAGCUAGCCAGGCAGGGUUGGUACUGGGGGCCCAUCACACGCUGGGAGGCUGAGGAGAAGCUGGUCAACCUGCCUGACGGCUCGUUCCUAGUCAGGGACAGCUCGGAUGACAGGUACCUCCUCAGCCUGAGCUUCCGCUCCCAGACCAAGACCCUCCACACCCGCAUCGAACACUCCAACGGACGCUUCAGCUUCUAUGAGCAGCCCGACGUGGAGGGACAUACGUCCAUGGUGGACCUGAUAGAAUACUCCAUCAAAGAUUCGGAGACCGGAGCCUUCUGUUAUUCUAGAUCUCGCUUACCAGGGUCCGCCACCUACCCCGUCAGGCUGACCAAUCCCGUGUCUCGGUUUAUGCACGUGCGCUCCCUGCAGUACCUGUGUCGGUUUGUGAUCAGACAGUACACCAGGAUUGACCUGAUUCAGAACCUGCCUUUGCCCAAUAAGAUGAAAGACUACCUGCAGGAGAAGCAUUACUGACUGGGUUGACACAGACAUGAGAUGGGACAGACAAUGUUAGCAACUUGCACUUUUGGGUUCAGUUUAAGAGAUUCAACAAAGGUUUACAGACGUCCAAAGUUUGGAGACGGUCGAUUGGGUUCCAUUGUCUCUUUGUGUCUGAAAUGGAGCCCAAUUCUUUAUGCCCAGAGCGCUAGCUAAAACUAGUGCACUGUAUAGGGUGUCAUUUCAGAUUACCCCUUGGUUAUUUUUGUCGGUGUCCAGUCUUCCAUUUCUCAGUUAAAGGGUUAAGUCAUUGUGGCCAAGCCUCCAGAGAGACCUGUCAUAGAAUCUGUCAGGAAGUACGCAGCAUGACUAAGUUACAGUAAACAACAUUUAUCAGCAGUGCGAUAUGGAGAUCAUUAUUUCUCUCCCAGUUGCUGUAGUAGACUGGAAACGCUAGAAUGGCAAGUUCAGCCUGAAAAAGUCAAUAUUUAGCCUUCUGACUGAAACCAUAAAACUGCCUUGGGUUUGACAUCUUAAAAGGCUGCAGUGAAUGAAAUGAAAUGAAAUGCAAUAUAAAAUUUUUUUGACGCUUUAUUUGAAAAAUCUCCAACAACUCAAAAUGCAAUGGGGCGUAUCUUUUGACAAAGAUAUUUGUUUGUUUGUUGCAUAAACUGAUUUUAUCCUCUUAAUUUCUGAGUUCUUAAACAGGAUGAAAUUCAACCUUAUUUGUCAUCCAUCAAGUUGGUUAAUGACAACGGCUACUAAGAAGCGUAAGCUGUGCGUGGUUGCAUGUAGAUGAUUUUAUCUUUCCCACUAUAUAAUGGUACUAUUAGGAUAGAUAAAAGCUGGGUUCUAUGUCGCCAUGCACUUCAACAUAAUAGUCAUGCAUCAAUAUCAUGGCUUUUAAAUGCAAAUAUCAGUAACUAAGUAAUUGACAAUAAACCGGAAGAUAAACUGCUUCUGUAGUAGGAGUGCCAAAUAAGCUGCCCUAAGACCAACUAAGUGCCGUGUUCUGUACAUUAUGCUUUAGCUCUGUGUGCAGGAAGGGCUUUGAACUGUCAGACGCUGUAGAGACUUAGGCCUACUCGGUACACAGGACAGAAAAGUAUCAACUGUAAAAAGGGAAAGUCACAAAUACAUUUUUCAUUUCUACAGCAACAUUUAUCAGUAAACACAUUUUAAGGAAACCCGGUGAAAGGAAUCUAAAAAAAUGGGGCUGGCUUAGGUCGAGGCAUUUGGGGAAAAGACAGAAUAGAUUAAUAUUGGAGCCCCUUCCUUAUAUUUGGGAAUGCGCUAUAGGGGAGUGGGAGGGGAGAUGUAUGUGACAGAAUUCCCUCCCAGCGCAGUAAUGUUCUGCUCCAUGGAGAAUGAGAUCCAGGCUUUUGUGUGAAGUUUGCCCAAUGACUUGCAUGAGUGAUGUCACGCUGUCUGUCAUACUCUCGACUUCAUGGCAGUUUUCCAGUUUGACAUUAAAAAAAUGUAUCCACUGUCACGCUUAUUGUCAAUGUUAACCUACAUAUUCCCAGUCUGUCUGGGCUGUUUAUAUCAGAACAAAGGGAAAUCAGAGCACACAGUGUGCAAGUGCUUUCAAAACAGAUACUUUGACAAGGAAUCACAGUUUUACAUAUGUUAAAAGGAUCUCUGUCUACUUUGGUAGCUUGGCAGAUAGAAAUCUAUAGCAUAGACCUAGUUAGUAAAGAUCUGUUGGUAUCUAAGGUGGUUACCAUGACACCCGGACAGCAGAGGUUAGAUAAGAUCACCAGACGUUGUUGCCAUGUUUCAAAAGUGUUGCAUAAAUAUUUGUUGGCAUUUUUAUUGCUUUGAACUGUAUAGGAAUGAAGGAUGUAGGUAAUGUGUCAGUCUGGUGUAGAAGGAUUGUUCUACUUAGUUAUUACCAUCACCAGCUGGGUGUUCUGUGUGCAAGGAGUCUUAAAUAUUAAUUUUAUUUCCUCUGACUUGUGACAUUCAACUCUGUCAUUUUGGGGACUAUUAGGGCGUUUGAUACCUUAGUUUUUAACAGUUUGUUCCAGGUUACACCAGGGGAAUGGCUGUAUGCAUGUUUUAGCAAGGUCACAUCUUUUGAAUCAUGUAAGACAAAGCAAUCUUCACUUGCUUAAAGAUAAAGCCACAUUUUUUGGCACGGUUCUUCACCGUACUGUUCACCAGUAAAUGUCCAUUGUUUCCCCUUACUAAUAUUGUCCCUCGAAUGACAGCAAAAUAAAAUGUCAACACACAGUCCAAUGUAUGAUUUCUCUCCAGAGCACAGACAGUAUAUGCUGGUGUACCUGUUAGAAUGAAAUGAACUCAAUUGUUUGUGUUGUUUUGUUAUUGUGUCUAUGGGAUACAAGUGUCAUAUCUAAGACUGUUGCUAGGUUAUCAAGGAACGAUGAUGACUAGAAUGUGGAACGUAAAAUUGAAGAAAACAAAUGUGAAACGAAAAUGUUAAUUGUUUGAUUAUAAUGUACGUAUAGUUGUUGUAUUUCCAUUUUGAUUUGCUUUUAUUCAGGGUUCGCACAAGGUGCUUGAGGUGCUUAAAGUACUUGAAUUUGGCACUCUGAAAUUCAGGUACUGGAAUACCUUGAAAAUCAGACAAUUUCUCAAGUUGGUACAUGAAAAGUACUUGAGUUAAAAUGAGAGAACAGAAAAUUAACAAAAUACGUUAAUGAAUAAUAAUAGUAGAAAAAUGUAUUGGUCUUGCAAAUUAAUUUCCAGGCAGACUACCGAGUGUUAUUUCCUCACGUUUCGCGCUCUGGUUGCCAGGCAAGCUCGCUCAUUCCACCCACACUGCCACUCAGCCAGGCUAGUGCAGAACUGACUGAUUAGGCGCCGCCAAACCUCACAUCGAUAACUAAAACAGCAGGCAAAUGUAGAUUCAAUACUGCCUUUUGUGCAUAUGGAACAUUUCUGGGAUCUUUUAUUUCAGCUCAUGAAACAUGGGACCAACAUUUUACAUGUUGCGUUUUAUAUUUUUUGUUCAGUAUAGUUUACCCACCUUUUUUAAAAUGUACUUCUUCACCACUACGUCACUGGACCCAACCAACCCACACCGUGUAAGGUGC